Messenger RNA from Gamsiella multidivaricata, 705 nucleotides. RefSeq lists its product as uncharacterized. The coding region runs from base 106 to 630 and encodes 174 amino acids. The transcript is spliced from 3 exons. Gene Ontology annotation, molecular function: proton transmembrane transporter activity. The record is from RefSeq and is a predicted model, not a curated record. NCBI's taxonomy places the organism in Eukaryota, Fungi, Mortierellomycota, Mortierellomycetes, Mortierellales, Mortierellaceae. Gene Ontology annotation, biological process: proton motive force-driven ATP synthesis.
CCUGCGACGAGGUCGUUUGAUUGAAUCUACUCCCUCCAUCAACCAUCAACUCCAUCUUCGCUCCAACCCUCCCCACUCCUUCUCUCUCAAUCUCUCACUCCCAUCAUGUCUGCUGUCAAGGCUGCUGCCACCCACAUCGACUGGACCAAGCUGUCCACCUCCCUCGGUCUCAAGACCGAGACCGUCGCUGCCCUCGGUGCCUUCCGCAAGCGUAACGAGGAGGCCCGUCGUGUCCUCACCGAUCUCAAGGAACAGAAGACCGCCGUUGACUUUGCUCACUACCGCAAGGUUCUCAAGAACCAGGCUGUCGUUGAUGACCUCGAGAAGGCUUUCAAGUCCUUCAAGGCCACCUCCUACGACGUCCAGACCCAGAUCAAGUCCAUCGAGGCUGUCGAGACCAAGGCUCUUGAGCGCGCCAAGACCACCGCCACCAAGGUCGAGUCCGAGCUCGCUGAUCUCCAGGCUACCUUGAAGAACAUUGAGACCUCCCGCCCCGUCGAUGAGCUCACUGCCGAUGAUGUUCUCAAGUCGCGUCCUGAGAUCGCCGAGAAGGUCGAUGCCUUGUUGGUCAAGGGCAGAUGGGACACCAAGGGCUACAACGAGAAGUUCGGAUAUGUCACUCUCUUCUAAGCCUGCCAUCGCGUCGAGUCUGCGCUACUAGUGUGUGAUAGAAAUAAAAACGAUGAAAUGAACCAAUUCACUAAG